GUAAAUUUGUUGACUAUCGUUCACCAUAAAAACCUGGUUUCUUUUGUGGGGUAUUGUGACGAAGGUGACGUGAAAGCAUUGAUCUAUGAAUAUAUGGACCAGGGGAAUCUGCAAGGGCUAUUGUCAGGUAGAAAUCCAAAUGUCUUGAAGUGGUCAGAAAGACUUCAAAUUGCUGUGGAUGUUGCACUUGGAUUGGACUAUUCGCAUAAUGGUAUUAGGCCACCAGUAGUUCAUAGAGACUUGAAGACUUCCAAUAUUUUGUUGAAUAAAAAGAUGCAAGGCAAGAUUUCUGAUUUUGGACUCUGUAGACCUUUCAUAAAUGAAAAUGACGCUCAUAUAUCAACCAUACCAGCAGGCACAUUUGGCUAUCUUGAUCCCGAAUUUCAAAGAACUGGAAAGUUGAACAAAAAGAGUGAUGUCUACAGUUUUGGGGUAAUUUUGCUGGAGCUGAUCACAGGGCAACGUCCUAUAAAAGAAGAGGCAUCACUUGAAAACAAGAGUCACUUGCUUCAUUGGGUUAAUCGUAAACUUAAGAAUGGAGAUAUUAAAUCUAUAGUUGAUCCCAGGUUACAAGGAGAAUAUAAUACAAGUUCAGCUUGGAAAUUUAUAGAGACUGCUAUGGGCUGCGUUCCACCUAAAGCGAUCCAAAGGCCUGACAUUAGUGAAGUAUUAAGUGAGCUGAAGAUCUGUUUAAACUUGAACCAACAACAGACCCAUACUCGUGAAAGAUCAGAGACAGAGAGCAGCAGAAGAAAUCCCAACAAUUCAUUGGAUAUGGGCUCUCUGAACUCACUGGGUAUUGAAUCAACAGCAGGCCCAUAUGCUAGAUAA
Neltuma alba is the source of this 831-nucleotide messenger RNA. Its product is annotated as probable LRR receptor-like serine/threonine-protein kinase At4g29180. Gene Ontology annotation, molecular function: ATP binding; protein kinase activity. NCBI's taxonomy places the organism in Eukaryota, Viridiplantae, Streptophyta, Magnoliopsida, Fabales, Fabaceae. Gene Ontology annotation, biological process: protein phosphorylation. The record is from RefSeq and is a predicted model, not a curated record. The transcript is spliced from 4 exons. The annotation marks the transcript as partial.